GGCGGGGGGUUGCUGGUCGUGGUGGCGCCAGCAGCAGCAGCAGCAGCGGCCGUCUUGGUGGUGGAGCUAGUGCGUCGCCGUUGUCGUGGUGCUGCUGCGCCGCCUCUUCCUUGUGUUGCUACGUCCCGGGGUAAACGCGCCUCGCAGGCGGGGUGUGACUGAGUGAGGAGCCGGGGAGGGGGAGAGAGUGAGCCGAUCGCCUGGGCCGCCGCCGCUGCCGCUCAGGAACCUCAGGAACCUCACUCACUGCCCCCAACUUUUCCUCACAGCCGCCGGCGAACGUCUCGACAAAACUUCUUGGGCUUUGAUUGCCAUAGAUGGACUGAUAUCCUCGAUACGAAUGGAACAACACGAGAAUAUCUGCUUGUCGGAUCAUUUGGUGCUUGAAACAAAAUAAAAAUUGUCUUGGAUCGACUCUUUGUGUUGGUUGGAUUUCCUGUGCAGCGUUGGACAUGUUUCUGCCAAAUGAAGUCCAUUCUAGACAAGUGGGAAGAGAUGUGCAUGAGAGAGGACCUAAUGUAGACUCUGCAAAUGGCUCACCUGUGGAGAGACCUUAGGGACCACAACCAGAAAUGCUCUUAGGUAUCAGAGCACAUCAAUAAGAAGCGUGACGCUUGCGGAGGUGCCUGUGGAACACGAGCAUGGCUAUGAGCAAUGGGAAUAGUGACUUCAUGGUUCAGAGCAAUGGCAGUGUCCCAUCAAAUGCUAACGGUAACAGCAUCCCUGCAGCCUGUGAUGGAGACCAGCUCCCCCAACACCUGCCAACCAAGGAGACCUCAAGGACAAAAGUGAGUCAGGGCAGCGGCCUGCUGCCGUUUGACAUGGCCAAGCCGACCGCCCUCUUCCCAGAAAGCACGAUAAAUAACCAAAGACCUGCGCCGCAAUGCUGCCACCAUUGUCCAUACCAUCAUCCGCUGUGUUGUCACGGUAACCAAGCAGACUGCCAUUCCUUGGGGAGUACCACGGUCACCUCUCCAUUGACUCACUCCUGCCUGCAGCCUCGCUCCGACUACCCGACAUCUGUGUGCCAAAGCAAUGCCCAUAGCCAUGCGGCGGGCUGCUGCCACCAGCCCACCUCACCUCUCAUCGAUCACUCUCCGCUUUGUCUUCAUCAUCGCUGGCCCAACCACUUCCAGCACCAGCCACUGCAGCAGCAACACAUCCCCAUCAUCAGACCUCCGAGACCCUUCCGAUUUCCUCGAAGCUACGCGGCUCUGAUCGCAGACUGGCCGGUGGUGGUGCUGGGCUUCUGCACGGUGCUGAUAGUGAUAUGUGCCUUGGUCGGGAUCCUGGUGCCAGAUCUUCCAGACUUCUCUGACCCACUGCUGGGGUUUGAGCCCAGAGGAACGGCAAUUGGCCAGAGAUUGAUCACCUGGAAUAACAUGGUGAAAAACACAGGAUAUCAAGCAACGCUAGCAAACUAUCCCUUCAAAUAUGCAGAGGAGCAAGCCAAGAGCCACCGAGAGGACAGAUGGUCCGACGACCCCUACGAGAGGGACAAGCGACAGGCAGAGUGGAAUUUCCACAAGGACAGUUUCUUCUGCGACGUUCCAAGUGACCGGUAUUCCCGGGUGGUGUUUUCCUCAGCUGACGGGGAGAACAUGUGGAGAAUCCAGUCGAUUAAAUCCAUGUGCAAUAUCGACAACACCAGGAUCCGCUCACACUUCCAGUUUGGAGACCUCUGCCAGAGGACAUCAGCCGCCUCCUGCUGUCCCAGCUGGACACUGGGCAACUACAUCGCCAUCCUCAACAACCGCUCGUCCUGCCUGAAGAUCACGGAGCGGGACGUGGCGCACACCCUGAAGCUCCUGCGCUCCUGUGUCAAGUACUACCACAACGGGACGCUGGGCCCCGACUGCUGGGACGUGGCCACCCGCCGCAAGGACCAGCUCAAAUGCACCACCGUGCCCCGCAAGUGCACCAAGUUCAACGCCGUCUACCAGAUCCUCCACUACCUGGUGGACAAGGACUUCCUCAGCCCCCAGACCCUGGACUACGUCAUCCCAGCGUUAAAGUACAGCAUGCUGUUCAUCCCCACAGAGAGGGGCAAGAGCAUGAUGGACAUCUACUUGGACAACUUUGAGAACUGGAACUGCUCAGAUGGUGUGACCACCAUUGCGGGCAUCGAGUUUGGCAUCAAGCACAACUUGUUCCAGGACUACCUGCUGAUGGACACCUCAUAUCCGGCCAUUGCCAUUGUCAUCGUGCUCCUGAUCAUGUGCGUCUACACCAGGUCCAUGUUCAUCACCCUGAUGACCAUGUUUGCCAUCAUCAGCUCCCUCAUCAUCUCCUACUUCCUCUACCGCAUCGUCUUUGGCUUCAAGUUCUUCCCCUUCAUGAACCUCACUGCCCUCAUCAUCCUGGUGGGGAUCGGGGCAGACGAUGCCUUUGUGCUCUGCGACGUGUGGAACCACACCAAGUUCGACAAGCCGGCGGCCGAGCUGGUGGAGACCAUGGGCAUCACCCUCAACCACGCUGCCCUCUCCAUGUUCGUCACCAGCUUCACCACGGCGGCCGCCUUCUACGCCAACUACGUCAGCAACAUCACGGCCAUCCGCUGCUUCGGGGUGUACGCGGGCACUGCCAUCCUGGUCAACUACGUGUUGAUGGUGACGUGGCUGCCGGCGGUGGUGGUGCUGCACGAACGUUACUUGCUGAACCUGUUCCGGUGCAGGGAGGGUUCGGGGCCGGGCCGCCGUGUCUAUGGGCAGGGAUGGGUGAUGUGGCUGGCCGGCAGGCUGCAGCAACUGCUGACGGCCGCCUCCGACGCCUCGCGCAUCUUCUUUGAGAAGGUGCUGCCCUGCAUCGUCAUCAAGUUCCGCUACAUCUGGCUGUGCUGGUUCCUGGCCCUGACCCUGGGCGGUGCUUACAUCGUCUGCGUCGACCCCAAGAUGAAGCUGCCCUCCCUGGAGCUGGCCGAGUUCCAGGUCUUCCGCUCCUCCCACCCAUUCGAGCGCUAUGACGCAGAGUUCCGCCGGCUCUUUGUCUUCGAGCGGGUGCACCACGGUGAGGAGCUGCACAUGCCCAUCACCCUGGUGUGGGGGGUGGAGCCCCUUGACGCGGGCGACCCCCUGGACCCCCACAACAAGGGCCCGCUGCAGCUGGACCCCUCCUUCGACGUGGCCAGCCCCUCCUCCCAGCUCUGGCUCCUGCGCUUCUGCCAGCGCCUCCGCAACCAGACCUUCUACCGGCAGACGGAGGAGCAGGACUUCACCAGCUGCUUCGUGGAGACCUUCCGCCAGUGGAUGGAGAACCAGGACUGCGAGGAGCCCGGCUCCUACCCCUGCUGCAGCCAGUCCCCCUUCCCCUACCGCCAAGAGGUCUUUGAGCUGUGCAUCAAGCGGGCCAUCAUGGAGCUGGAGCGCAGCACGGGCUACCACCUCGACAGCAAGACUCCCGGCCCCCGCUUCGAUGCCAACGACACCAUCCGUGCCAUGGUGCUAGAGUUCCAGAGUACCUACCUCUUCACGCUGGCCUACGAGAAGAUGAGCCGCUUCUACCGGGAGGUGGAUGCCUGGGUGGUGCGGGAGCUGGAGGGGGCGCCAGCCGGACUGCGCGGAGGCUGGUUCGUCAGUGGCCUGGAGUUCUUCGACCUGCAGGACAGCCUGUCGGGGGGCACGCUGGUGGCCAUGGGGCUCUCUGUGGCCGUGGCCUUUGCCGUCAUGCUACUCACCACCCGCAACCUGGUGAUCAGCCUGUAUGCUAUCGCCUCCAUCGCCGGCACCAUCUUCGUCACCGUGGGCUCGCUGGUGCUGCUGGGCUGGGAGCUCAACGUGCUGGAGUCAGUCACCAUCUCAGUGGCGGUGGGCCUGGCCGUGGACUUUGCCGUGCACUAUGGCGUGGCGUACCGGCUGGCGCCGGAGCCCGACCGCGAGGCCAGGGUGGUCUUCUCCCUCAGCCGCAUGGGCUCGGCCAUUGCUAUGGCGGCCCUGACCAGCUUUGUGGCGGGCGCCAUGAUGAUGCCCUCCACGGUGCUGGCCUACACCCAACUGGGCACCUUCAUGAUGCUCAUCAUGUGCAUCAGCUGGGGCUUUGCCACCUUCUUCUUCCAGUGCCUGUGUCGCUGCAUGGGGCCGCAGGGCACCUGUGGACAGCUGCCGAUGCCCUGCGCAGCUCCCGCCCACGGGCACGGUGCCCGCUGGGAGGCCAAGCCCGCGCCAGGCGGCGGAGGGGCCCGGGCGGAGCGUUACGAGCUGGAGCCCCUGGCCGUGGGCAAGGGGAGGCGGGAGCUAGGUGAAGUGGAGGAGACAGGCGCUGCCACUGACAGCCGGCUCUACAACGGCACCCGCACGCCAGCCUACCAGCCAGCGACAACGGCAGGGACCGACACGAGCCCCUGCCCUCUGCCCGAGAGUGUCACCGUACGGGUUCAUGCCAACCCGCACUGAGGGCACACCUGCAUCCAUGCCCAACACCAAAAACACCUUUUAUAGCACCCCGACACCAUGCCCGGAGCCUCCAACACCUCGCACAAUGACCUGACCCUCUGCCCGAGAGCAUCACCAUACGGGUUCAUGCCAAUCCCUACUGAGGGCCUGACUGCAUCAUGCCCAGCACCCAAACACCUCGCCCAAAACCCUGUCCCUCCACCCACAUGCACGCCUGGCACCCCGUCUCUCUGCCCAGUGUCUGCCUCUGGCCUCUGACCCGGCUCCUCCCACCACCACACACCAGGACCCAGCUGGCGCCGGGGGCACAGGGAGACACCUCCUCCUUCCCCCUCCCUCCAGGACCAUCCACAUUUCUGCCACCCUGCCCUCCCCCUCUCCCUGUUGUACCCCCAUGUCCCCGGUCCCAGAGGUUGAGUCAAGUUUACUGUCACCAGCACGAGCAUGGUGAGGUACAGGUACAAUGAAAGCCUUGCUUGCUGCAGCAUCACAGCCACACUCUUCACUCUACCUUUACCUCAUCAUAUUUGUAGACACAGGAAACUGCAGAUACAGAGAUCUUGAGCAAAACACGAAUUGCUGGAGAAACUCAGCAGGUCAGGCUGCAUCUGUGGAGGGAAUGGACAGACGACGUUCUUCAG
Amblyraja radiata (thorny skate) is the source of this 5029-nucleotide messenger RNA. RefSeq names its product dispatched homolog 1 (Drosophila) (gene disp1). The transcript is spliced from 11 exons. Gene Ontology annotation, molecular function: peptide transmembrane transporter activity. The record is from RefSeq and is a predicted model, not a curated record. Lineage: Eukaryota; Metazoa; Chordata; Chondrichthyes; Rajiformes; Rajidae. Bases 642 to 4388 code for a protein of 1248 amino acids. Gene Ontology annotation, cellular component: membrane. Gene Ontology annotation, biological process: smoothened signaling pathway.